AUGUUGAUUGAUAACAGUAGUAGGAUCAUAUUGUUCCCUAAUGAGGCACAAGAUCAGAACCAAUCAUUUAAAGUGAUACGAUUACCAAUUGCUAAGAAUCUUAGUGAGACCAAACCAUAUUUACUUACUGACGAUAAUAUCUAUGAAUUAAAUGAAAUCAAAGGAGUGAAUCCUUACGAUGGGAAUAAAGAGAAUUUACCAUUCUUGAAGAAUGGAGAUCCUGUCAAAUCAUAUAUUUUUGAAAAUGGCGAUGAACAAGGAGGGAUCUUACAAUCUAGUUCAUUGAUUGUAAGUAACAAGUUCAAUGUGAUAUAUUUAUUACUCUCCAUCAUCCUUAAAUAUGAAUCAUCAUUCACUAAGAACUAUAUCACCAUCCAUGAUUUCAUCGAUAAAGUUUCAAGUUUAUUUCCUGACAUACCGUUUGAAUCGAUUCCUAUAAGGUUAUAUACCAAUGCAUUACUUCUCAUAAGUGAAGAGAUUGAAGAGAAUGAUGAAUUCUUUUAUAAAUUUGAUAAAUCAAAAGCAUUGGAAUAUAUCAAUAAUAAAGUCAAAGCCUUACAUGAAUAUAUAUCCAACGAUAAGUCUUCUACUUCGAUAGUUACUCAUUUAAAGGGGAAAUUAUUUGAUCAUAAUAACGCAUUACCUAUUCAAAAUAUCAUUAAUCUUUUAAGUUUACAUUAUGCCAUUGAUUUCAUAAUUGAUUCAUAUUUGAAUGAUGAGAAGGAUCAAUUCAAACAGACUUUGAUCGACCAGUUUAAAUACGACUUCAAACCAUUGAAUGAUUAUUUACAAACGUUAUCUUCUAAUCAAAAGAAUUUAAAAGUCAUUGAAGAUAAUUUACAAUCUAUAGUACAAUCAACUCAUAAUGCUUCUACUAAUACCAAGAAACCAGCCACCACAGCAGCAUCUAAAAAGAAACCAGUUAAGAAAGUGGCCAUUGGUAAGGGGGCAUUAGAUGGAUUCUUUAAACGGGCAUCAUAG
This is a messenger RNA of Scheffersomyces coipomensis, 981 nucleotides long. RefSeq lists its product as uncharacterized. Gene Ontology annotation, cellular component: ribonuclease H2 complex; nucleoplasm. The record is from RefSeq and is a predicted model, not a curated record. Lineage: Eukaryota; Fungi; Ascomycota; Pichiomycetes; Serinales; Debaryomycetaceae. The transcript has a single exon. Gene Ontology annotation, biological process: RNA catabolic process. Bases 1 to 981 code for a protein of 326 amino acids.